Molecule: messenger RNA, 204 nt
Organism: Penicillium mononematosum
Lineage: Eukaryota; Fungi; Ascomycota; Eurotiomycetes; Eurotiales; Aspergillaceae
Exons: 1
Coding region: 1-204 (67 amino acids)
Source: RefSeq, a predicted model, not a curated record
AUGGGUGAAACCCAGCUACUAAACAUUCCAUCGGCGGUCGUCGCAUUCGGCAUCUUAGCAGAUACCGGCCGUAUUCAACCAGCCAUCCCACUUGGAUUCAUGAUUGUGAUUCUGACAUGUUACAGCGUGGUGUAUGCCUUCCCAAACAAUAGUGGUCCGUAUGCCGCGACGAUUAUCGCCGGAGGUUUCUCGACUGCGUUGUAA